Molecule: messenger RNA, 1664 nt
Organism: Pezoporus flaviventris
Lineage: Eukaryota; Metazoa; Chordata; Aves; Psittaciformes; Psittacidae
Gene: LETM2
Product: leucine zipper and EF-hand containing transmembrane protein 2
Exons: 10
Coding region: 103-1569 (488 amino acids)
Biological process (GO): intracellular monoatomic cation homeostasis
Cellular component (GO): mitochondrial inner membrane
Molecular function (GO): ribosome binding
Source: RefSeq, a predicted model, not a curated record
CCGGGCGCGAUGGGGCGGUGCGGGAGCCGCCGAUGGGGCCAGCACCGGGAGCUGCGGCCCCGAGGGGAAUGAGGGAUCCUCCGGGGCCCGAGCCCGUCCGCCAUGGCCGCAGGCGGAUGGAGCUUGCUCCGCGCCGCCGCCAGGCACAGUUUCAGAGGCUCCCAUCUCCUCGCGCAUUCCAGUUCUCCGCACUCCCCAGCAGCUGCUUUUGCCCAAGCAGUGGAUCCUGGUUUAAGCUGGACCUGUGUAAGAGACUCUGUGAACCAUGGGUGCCGUGCUCCCGUGGGUACCAUCCUGCCCCAUCCACUGGCUGCAUCCCUACGGGCAUUCCACACCUCCAGCUGCUCACACCAGGAAGAACCCACAUCCCGCAGCGAUGUGACCCAUAAGGCUCAUCCCGACACUGCUCCAGACGCAGAGAGGCCCAAGGGGACAAGGUCUUUACGCCAACGAGUUGUGGGGGAACUGAGGCAUUAUUACAAUGGAUUCCACUUGCUUUGGAUCGACACGAAGGUGGCUGCCAGGAUGGUGUGGAGGCUGCUACAUGGCCAGGUCCUCACUAGGAGGGAGAGAAGAAGGCUGCUGAGAACUUGUGCAGAUCUCUUCCGCCUGGUUCCCUUCCUGGUGUUUGUCAUUGUCCCCUUCAUGGAGUUCCUGUUGCCUGUGUUCUUGAAGCUCUUUCCUGAAAUGCUGCCCUCGACGUUUGAGACCGAGUCAAAGAAGGAAGAGAAGCAGAAGAAGAGGUUAAACGCGAAGCUGGAGUUAGCCAAGUUCCUGCAGGAAACCAUUGCAGAGAUGGCCAAAAGGAACAAAGUGGAAUCAGCACAAGGAAAACAAUUCUCCUCUUAUGUGCACCAGAUCCGUCGCAGCGGCCACCAGCCCAGCACCCAGGACAUCGUGCGCUUCUCCAAGCUCUUUGAGGACGAGCUCACCCUGGAGCACUUGGAACGGCCUCAGCUGGUGGCUCUGUGCAAGCUGCUUGAGCUGCAGCCCAUCGGCACCAACAACCUGCUCCGCUUUCAGCUCCUGCUCAGGCUCAGAACCAUCAAGGCAGACGAUGAGCUGAUUGCCAAGGAAGGAGUCAAUGGCCUGAGUGUGUCCGAGCUGCAGAGCGCGUGCAGAGCCAGAGGGAUGCGGUCACUGGGUCUCUCAGAGGAGCAACUGAAGGAACAGCUCAGACAGUGGCUGGAUCUGCAUUUGAAAGAGAACGUUCCACCUUCUCUGCUCCUGCUUUCCCGUGCCUUGUACUUGAUAGAUGCAAAGCCACAACCUGCUCCAGUUCCCCAAAAGCAGAGAGGUGAAACUGCUCCAAUCUCGACAUCCACUCUCAAAGGCCAAGAGACCCUGAUGGAUCCUGCCCCUGUUGUACAGGGAGGAAAGGUUGGAAAAGAGCAAUCUCCGAGUAGGACAAUGAGGGUGAUGAAGGGGUUGUAUCCCAGCCAACAGAGCAAUUGCCAGGCUCAGAAGUGCCAGCAAAGCCUCCUCCACAAGAGGCUCAAAUGGAAGCAUCUCGGAACAGCAAAGCCGGUGCCAAUGGAGCAUAGCCUGGAGCCAGCGAGGACUGUGUGACACUGGGAGAGAAGCACUGUCCCCUCUGCCCCUCCUCAAAAGGAAAGAGGGAUUUUCCCAGAGGAUGCAUCACCCAAAGAGGGGGCAGCAGCCCU